Molecule: messenger RNA, 1291 nt
Organism: Condylura cristata (star-nosed mole)
Lineage: Eukaryota; Metazoa; Chordata; Mammalia; Eulipotyphla; Talpidae
Product: serpin B13
Exons: 7
Coding region: 1-1185 (394 amino acids)
Molecular function (GO): serine-type endopeptidase inhibitor activity
Source: RefSeq, a predicted model, not a curated record
AUGGACUCGCCGGGCUCAGCGUACACUCAGUUUGGCUUUGACCUCUUCAAAGAGCUGAAUAAAACAAAGGACGGCAACAUCUUCUUUUCUCCCGUCGGUAUGUCAACUGCCGUUGGCAUGCUUCUCCUCGGGGCCCAAGGGGCUGCCUCCGUGCAGUUGCAGAAGAUGCUUUGCUCUUCAAAAGACACAGGGAGCUCAAGAAUUAAAAAUGAAGACAAAGAGGAGGCGAGACAUAUUGAGAAGACGGAAGAGCUACAUCAGAGAUUCCAAAAGGUUCUGAGUGAGAUAAGCAAACCCACAAAUGAUUAUGAACUGAAAAUAGCCAAUAGGCUCUUUGGAGAAAAGACUUACCUCUUCCUUCAAAAAUACUUGGAUUAUGUUGAAAAAUAUUACCAUGCUUCUAUGGAGACUGUUGACUUUGUCAAUGCAGCAGAUGAAAGUCGAAAGAAGAUUAACUCCUGGGUGGAAAGCCAAACUAAUGAAAAAAUCAAGGACCUGUUUUCGGAUGGCUCUAUAAGCAACGCCACCAAGCUGGUGGUGGUGAACAUAGUUUAUUUUAAAGGGCAAUGGGACAGGGAGUUUAAGAAAGAAAAUACCAAGGAGGAGGCAUUUUGGCUGAAUAAGACUCUGAGUAAAUCUGUGCCAAUGAUGACACAGCACGAUUCCUUCAGCUUCACUUUCCUGGAGGACUUGCAGGCCAAGAUUCUCGGGAUUCCAUACAAAAACAAUGACCUGAGCAUGUUUGUGCUGCUGCCCAAUGACGUUGACGGGCUGGAGAAGAUUAUAGACAAACUGACUCCCGAGAAGUUAGUCGAGUGGACGAGCCCGGGGCAGAUGGAGGAGAGGAGCGUGAGUCUGAGCUUGCCUCGGUUUGAGGUGGAGGACAGCUAUGAUCUGGAGGCUGUCCUGGAGGUGCUGGGGAUGGCAGACGCCUUCGGGGAGCCCAGAGCCCCCAGUUCGGGUGUGCACUCCCCCGCGGGACUGCACGCCCAGAAGUUCCUGCACAAGUCCUUUCUGGUGGUCAAUGAGGAAGGCACCGAGGCGGCAGCUGGCACUGGUGUGGACUUUGUGGUCACGUCAGCCCUGGGCGACGAAAGUUUCCACUGCAGUCACCCUUUCCUGUUCUUCAUCCGACAGAAUGACUCGGACAGCAUCCUCUUCUUUGGCCGAUUUUCUUCCCCUUAGUGCAGCUGAUUUGCAGAAAUCCAGUCCCGAGCCGGCGCUGGCUGCUGGCUCCUCACCUGUGACCAGGACAUCCCACUCUUCAACAUGUGUUUUCUCUGCAUUCCAA